Molecule: messenger RNA, 1844 nt
Organism: Centropristis striata (black sea bass)
Lineage: Eukaryota; Metazoa; Chordata; Actinopteri; Perciformes; Serranidae
Product: solute carrier family 22 member 13-like
Exons: 10
Coding region: 1-1593 (530 amino acids)
Biological process (GO): transmembrane transport
Cellular component (GO): membrane
Molecular function (GO): transmembrane transporter activity
Source: RefSeq, a predicted model, not a curated record
AUGGCUGAGUUUGGAGAGAUCCUGCAGAACAUCGGAGAGUUUGGAUUAUUCCAAAAGCUCCUUCUGGUUGUAGUUUGCUUUCCACAUUUAAGUCAGCUUUUUCUUUUUGCAAGCUUUAUUUUUAUCCAGUCUGAUCCAGAGCGACACUGUAACACAGACUGGAUCCUUCAGGCUGACUCUAACCUGACCACAGAUGAGCAGCUGAACCUGACUCUGCCCCGGGAGGAGGAUGGGACCUUCAGCAGGUGUCAGAUGUUUGUUCCUGUGGACUGGGACAUUGGAGACAUCAGGGAGUACGGACUCAAUGAGACCACAGGGUGCCACAAUGGAUGGGUCUAUGGCAACAGCCUGUAUGAGGCCACCAUAGUCACUGAUUUUGAUCUAGUUUGUGACAGAGCAAACUUGGUGACUGUGACACAAUCAGUGUUAAUGGCCGGCGUUCUUACUGGUUCUCUCAUAUUUGGACCUCUUGCUGAAUCGUUUGGUCGCAUCCGAACAUGUCAAAUUUGUGUUGUUCUAAUUAUCUUAUUUAAUACAGCAACAGCAUUUUGCCCCAAUGUCUACCUGUACAUAUUGUGCAUGUUCAUGGUGUCAAAUACAGGCGGAGGCUAUCGGAUCAACUCUAUUGUAUUGGUCACUGAGUGGAUCGGGCCGUCCAAAAGGUCCUGGGGAGCCUGUGUGACUCAUAUAUAUGGUGCAGUUGGACAAUGUAUCCUGGCUGGUGUGAUCUACUCCAUCAGACGGUGGAGACUGGUUCAACUAAUAUCAGUAGUUCCAACUGUAUUAGUUUGUAUCUACAUGUGGUUUAUUCCAGAGUCAGCUCGAUGGCUGUUAAGCAGAGGAAGGACAGAAGAGGCGAAAAAGUUGAUUGUCAAGGCAGCAACCAUCAACAAACGCACUGUUCCAGACUCUCUUUUGGAAAAGAUUGAUGUGAAAGAUGCUGCUGAAAAAGGAAACAUCACAAUUAUUUUCAGAUCACCUCUACUGACAAAGUAUUUUCUUCUCAUGAUAUUGGCAUGGUUUUCUCUGAACCUUUCCAUCUUCUGCUUGUACUUCAAUAUUGGAAACCUCGGCCUCAGCAUCUUUAUGACACAGCUGUUGUUUGGUGCUAUUGAAAUACCUGCUUAUUUACUGUGUAUGUGGCUGUUGGAGGUUUUUGGCAGAAAAAAAUUACUCAUAACAACAACUCUGACCGGAGGGCUCUGCUGCAUACUUGUCCUAGCUGUUCAAGGAUAUCCCAUUGCUGUGACAACAUUAGCCGUUGCAGCGCGUUUCUUCCUGCUUGGGGCUUAUACGAUAUGUCAUGUUUAUGUCCAGGAGCUGUUUCCAACAUCUGUUAGACAACCAGCCACAUCUCUAGCAUCAGUGUCAGCAAGACUAGGUGCACUACUGGCUCCACUGCUCAACAUCCUGUCCAUGUACCACUGGUCCAUACCCACCACAGUCUUCAGCAGCUUGACCCUGAUCAGUGGAGCGCUCUGCUUCCUGCUUCCUGAGACCACGAGAAAAGAGCUUCCUGAGUCCGCCGAGGCAGGGAACAACAGAAAAGGGACCUCCACAAACAGAGACAGUUGUUCAGAUCCAAUUUACUGAACUGCAGACAUGUUUAAAAUGCAGAAUUAGGGAUGCACGAUAUUUGAUUUUUUGCCGAUAUCCGAUAUGCCGAUUUUUUACAACUCAUUUAGCCGAUUACCGAUACCAAUAUUUUUUCCCGCACAAUUAAUACCCACAAUCAGGGCAAAUUUGCCCAAAUUGAAUAAAACUACAUGUACCUUACAGACUGCUGCUUAAACUCAAAUUUAACUUAACCCUGUAAAACCCAGAUAUAGAAAAACGCAAAAAAA